Molecule: messenger RNA, 912 nt
Organism: Tarenaya hassleriana
Lineage: Eukaryota; Viridiplantae; Streptophyta; Magnoliopsida; Brassicales; Cleomaceae
Exons: 9
Coding region: 164-730 (188 amino acids)
Biological process (GO): mitochondrial respiratory chain complex I assembly; response to oxidative stress
Cellular component (GO): membrane
Source: RefSeq, a predicted model, not a curated record
GUAAAAAAGCAAAAAAUAACUUCUCCACGAUCCAAACCCGAACUCGUCUUUCUCCAUAACCCGAGCGGCGAAUCCUAACUUCGAGCUACGGUUUUCAUUGGAAGAGCCUGUGUGCAAUUCUACAGACUGUUUUUGGCGCUCGAUCGGAAUCCGGAGGCGAGCCAUGUCGAGGCUGUGGUCUAGGUUUUCUGGAUUGUUCAGUAGCAGGAAAUUUAUCGGUGUCGACAGAGUGGGGAACAAGUAUUUCUCCAGAACCGAAGAGAUUGAUGGAAUCGUUAAGGAGAAAAGAUGGGUCAUCUUUAAAAGAGAGGAGGAUCCGACCUCUGUCCCCGUUGAAUGGAUAUGUUGGCUGAAUGGGCAGCGGAAAAGGGCUCCUACUCCCGAGGAGAUGGCUGAACUUGAAGCAAGACGCGAACGUGUGAAGCUUAAUGUUGCGAUUCUUAAAAAAGAAGAGGAGGAGAAGAAAGCCCGAGAAGCCAGUGGAACUGGACGCAAAAUCAUAAGCAGUAAAGCUGAAGGUCCAGAUUUGAAGAGCUUCAUUCAACAAUUCCCAGCUGAUUCCAAAGGCGAGAAGCUCGAGGAAGCCCAUGAACAAGCAAACGAAUCUCGUGUCAAGGAACCAAAACCAAAACCCGAACCCGACAUUGCAGAGCGGCACAUACCAAAAUCGACAGAACCAACUGGGUCUGGAGCUUCGUUUCAGCCCGGAACAUGGCAACCUCCAACCUGAGCUCUCUUCUUCUUUUCACAUUGCAGGAAGCCAUCUUCUUGUGUUUGUGUCUUUGUUGGCUUUUGUCUCUUCACUUGGUGUUUCCAGACAUUAUGAGUUAAAGUUACUUUUUCUUUUGACUUUAAUUUUUGGGGAUACAAAUGAUUUAUUAAUCGGCGGAAUAAAAUUAUAAAUAUGUAACA